AUGGCUGACCACAGAGGCGCACGGUUCAAUGACGCCGAGGAUAUGUCCGAUGACGAAGCACUGCGCGUCGCUAUCGCUUUGUCACUUGGCCAAGAUCCUUUCGAACCGCAGACUGGCGGGAAGUCGAGCGCCACUAUCGACCUAACACAAGACGACGAGGACGAUAAUGGAAGUCGGAGUAAACCCGACCUUGAAUCAAAACCUGCCGCCAAGGACUCCAAAUCCUCUCAAACCAGCAAACAAGCCUCUACCGCCUCUGCCCAGGCAUCCAGUGUAUCAGCACUCUUCGGCCUGGACAGGAAGAAGAUGGAAGAGGAGCGUCUCGCCCGCCUGAAGAACAAGAGACCAGCAUUAUCAGCUUUGGAAUCCCCCAGUCCGACUACCGCCCGUCCCCAGCAACGUCCCAAGAUGUCAAGCAGCAGCUACAAAAAAACUACCGGUCCACAAACAAUUGCCGAUUUGCUACUACCUGAGUCUGAUGAAGACGAGACGGCAAGCUCCCAAGGAUCCAACAGCUCCCCCGUCACGGGACGCAUGGUCAAAGCCGGGAAGCAGCAGGCAAAGCCGUCAGAGGCAGUGCAAGGAAAAGCGGCAACAGCAGCCGCAGCAACCGUGGACCAGUCCUCCACUGCUGGCCGCAAAUUGAGCGGCAGUAGACCAAAAACAGAACUUCCGUUUCCCAAGGGUGCGGUCAAGAAAACGUGGGUCCGCGGUCAAGCGAGGAAGGGAGACGACAUCACCAUCGAAGAGGUUUUCCAGAAGGAUAAGCUGCAGUUGGCAGUGCUGAGCACGUUCAUCUUGGAUGAGGCGUGGUUGUUCGACAAGCUGGAUCUGACGAAGACUAAAUUGAUACUUUGUCGGGGUGCUCCUAACCAAGGGGAGCAAAUCAGUAAUUGGUUGGAUAGAUUCCCAACAGUGCGGAAGCAUCUUGUUCCCAUGAAUGGAUCGGGGUGCAUGCAUUCGAAGCUUCAGCUGCUCAAGUACGAAGACUAUCUUCGCAUUGUUGUGCCCAGCGCUAAUCUGGUGAGCUUCGACUGGGGUGAGACGGGUGAUAUGGAGAAUAUCUUGUUCAUCAUCGACCUUCCUGUACUUGAUGACCCGGACGUCACAAGAGAACUCACCCCCUUCGGCGAGGAGCUGUCGUAUUUUCUCAAAGCCAAGCAACUGGAUGAUGGUCUAAUUAGGAGCUUGAAGAAGUAUGACUGGACAGAAACGAGGCGUUAUGGUUUCGUUCACUCGAUCGCCGCUUCUCACGUUGAUGAUAAAGCUUGGAGGACAGGUUACUGCGGGCUUGGUCGUACUGUCAAGGCUUUAGGUCUUGGUACAACAAAGACGAUCGAGAUGGAUGUUGUGGCUGCAUCACUGGGAUCCAUCAAAGAUUCUCUACUCAAAGCGCUGUAUUACGCUUGUCGAGGCGACUCCGGAGUCGAAGAGCUCGAGAGUCGAACAGUAGGCAAACCAAAGAAGGGUCAACAAGAAGCGCCAGAUCUCGGGGCCGCCGAGGUCAGGAAACACACUCGGGUUUAUUUCCCAUCGAAGCACACGGUGCGGACUAGUAUCGCAAAGGACGCCGGAACUAUCUGCUUCCAAAAACAAUGGUUCGAAGCACCGACUUUCCCCCGAGAAGUGCUGCGUGACUGCGUGUCCACCAGACCAGGCAUGCUCAUGCACAAUAAGAUGAUCUUUGUCAGGAGGACGGAGGAGUCCAAAGACGAACCUGGCAAGAAGGUUGUGAGCGGUUUCGCAUACGUUGGCAGCGCCAAUCUGUCGGAGAGUGCUUGGGGCCGACUCAUCAAAGACCGUAGCACCAAAAAGUUCAAGAUCACCUGCCGGAACUGGGAGUGUGGCGUCCUCGUUCCUGAUGGGACUACUACAAUUGCCAGUUCAUCAUCACCGGCGGCUGCUGAGGAGCGGGAUGAGGGCAAUGGCAAUGGCAAGGGGAAAGAAGCCAUGCCUACCUCUACGGAAGAUGACCCGUCCUGGGGAGUCUUUGAGGGUCACGUACCGAUUCCGAUGCGAGUACCGGGGUCUCCGCUUCAACUGAAUGGAUCGAAGAGUCCUUUCUUCUUCGGUGGAUUUUGA
Messenger RNA from Neurospora tetraspora, 2082 nucleotides. Its product is annotated as tyrosyl-DNA phosphodiesterase-domain-containing protein. Gene Ontology annotation, cellular component: nucleus. NCBI's taxonomy places the organism in Eukaryota, Fungi, Ascomycota, Sordariomycetes, Sordariales, Sordariaceae. Gene Ontology annotation, biological process: DNA repair. Gene Ontology annotation, molecular function: single-stranded DNA binding; 3'-tyrosyl-DNA phosphodiesterase activity; double-stranded DNA binding. Bases 1 to 2082 code for a protein of 693 amino acids. The transcript is spliced from 9 exons. The record is from RefSeq and is a predicted model, not a curated record.